UUCAACACUACACUUCGUCAUAAUAUUGUUCCACUUACAAUUGCUCAAUUAAGCGACCGCAGAAGCAACAGAAACACCCAGAAAUCCGACGAAAUGCGCCCAUUCCAAGGCCUGUGAGCAGCGAACAAAAGUGGACUUAUUGCGGAGCGACCAAAAUGCAACAUCUGGCGAGAACGGCAGACGAGCGAAGGUAGAAAACAAACAUUGACAUAACACGUCAACGGUUGGGAGCAGGUGAACCCACCGGAGGAAACCAUACGGCGCGGCACUCUAAGCGCAGAGCAUGUGUUAUGGCCACGACAAGAUCUGCCGGAGGUGCCGCCACGUCCGUUGAUUCUGGACCGGCAGCAGCGAACUCGGCUAUCAGAAAGCUAUCGACGGCCAGUGGCGGUGGAAUCGCCGGAGGAGUGGCGCCCAGCUGGCAGAGCUGCUACUACUGCACCCGGGAGCAGUUCAAGAGCAUCAGCGACUUUGUCAAUCACCUGCGAAGUCGUCACUGCACCCGAGAAGGUGGCUCAUUCGUGUGCCGCUAUGGCUUCAAUGGAGUAUGCGCCUCGCUUCCACUGGACGGAGUCUCAGAUCGCGACUACGACGCCCAUGUCGCCAAAUACCAUGUCAACCAGCACACGCGCGAGAUGCCUCCCGAAUGGGGAGUGUACUCGGCGGCCCAAAACCUGCCAGCGGUGCUCAACGAUCCCUCGCGAGGAAAGCAGAGCAAUCUGUUCACCAAAAAGUGGGGCGAGCAUUUUGUGGAACGGAGUCACGUGCCCCCAUCGCCCCGAUUGCCAGAUAUAACCCAUGCUGAUUUCUCCGUAUAUUUGGGCAGCAUAGGGAAGCGAUAUCGUUGGCAUGAGCGCCGGCAGCAGCAACUGGAGCGUGAUAAGCCGCUGGAGAAUGGAGCACAAGGAGCACCUGGACCGGCAAGUGGUGGUCAGACACCCACACAUUUGAGUUCGGUGCCCGAAAUCUUUCUAAAGUCGCAGCUGCAGCUUCAUCACCCGGCUACCUUCAAGCAGGUAUUUCCUAAUUACAUGCAAACAUCGGCUUCCAGUCCGGAAAGUCAUCAGCAAACUGGCCGUCAGCUGCAGGAACAGCUUAGUCAUUACCUGGACAUGGUGGAAGUUAAAAUAGCGCAACAGGUAUCGCAGAAAUCGGCUGCGUUCUUUCAUGCCAUGACCACGCAGCAUGCUAUCUUGGCUGAGAUGGAACAGGCGGCAGACCAAGUGCGUCAGUUGAGGGCUGCACUGGCCGAGCUCCACAGCCACUCGGUUGUCGACAGCUUCAAAGUGCUGCGUUUCGCCCAAAGAAGACAGCACUAUAACCUCACACUAGACAAACUCCGACUGAUGGCCACCGUACACAAGACGCAACCGAUGCUGCAGCUCCUACUGGGCACCCAGGACUAUGUAGCCGCCUUGGAUUUGAUUGGCACCACCCAGGAGAUACUUUCCGCCGAACUCCUUGGCAUUCACUGCUUUAAGCACCUGCCUAUGCAGCUCAGUGAAAUGGAGAAGCUUAUUGACAAAAUGCUGACCACAGAAUUCGAGCGCUAUGCUGCCGCCGAUCUAAAUCGACCGCUAACGGAUGCUCUCCGGGAAACCGACAGCGUUUGUGCCGAGGAGGAUAAACUGGUAGCUAUUGUGAUGGGGCUGCUGCGCAAGCAGAAUUUCUCCUUCGUCCAGGCUUACCAACAAGAAGCCAUUGCCACCAUUCGAGCGAUCAUAAAACAGUUGCUGAUUGAGGUUUUGGCGCGGAGUGACAGCGAUCAGGAGAUCAGUUUAACGGGUCACGGAGAGCAAGCUUUAGAGCUCACGCUCCCCGAAUGGAUUGCUCUGCUUCAACGUUCCAGCCAAGCCUUGGUUUCCAUUCUCGAAAGAAUUAAAACUGUAGUCGGUAUCAUGCAGCAAACCGCGGACGCAGCUGUGGGCGCCCAGGAUGCAGUGAAUCUGAUAGAUUCAGAAGCCUUUUUAAGUCCGGGACACCAUGAGCAACUAAAAAACCAAUUGCAACAACUCCUUCAAGCCGUCUGCCAUUACUGCCAUGAGCGUUGCGCCAACAUUGUUUCCCCUCAGAGCCUGGAAAGGAGCUCAGCUAGUGAGGAAGAGCUUUUACAACUGUCUGAGAUUGUGGAUCAGUUUGGCGAGACAACAAGGAGUAUUUGUGGAGUGGCCAGUGUGCCUCUCCAGCUGGCCCUAAAAGUGCAGGCCUCGCGAUACGCUCAACGAUUCCAUUCCGAACGAAAGCAAAAGUUGUCCUUACUUCUGGAUCAGGAGCGCUGGCGCCAAGUAGACAUUCCCCACGAGUUUCAAAGGAUAAUCGAACGUAUGGCCGCCGGAGACUAUGCCAAACCGGAGAUGGGCAAUCUAAUAAGCAAUGGAGCAGGCAAUCCCGUGCUCCUGGUGGAAGGAAAACAACCGUACACAUUGGUCAGCGCUUCGCUUAUGCUCAUCCGAAUGUUGUAUGAGUACGGAUGUAGUGCUCAUCGGUUGCCACUGUUAGCCAGCUAUCAUGCCAGGAAUGUGGUAGACCUGCUGCGCUGCUUUAACUCGAGAAGCUGCCAACUGAUCAUCGGAGCAGGAGCAAUGCGAGUGGCUGGCCUGAAAACCAUUACGAGCACCAACCUGGCUUUGGUUUCCCGAGCACUGCAACUAGUUCUUUGGCUUCUGCCCAAGCUAAAGGAGCAUUUCCAAGCGAUGAGUGGAUACGAGACCAUCGAGCGAGACUACCAGGGUCACAUCAAGGAGAUCGAGAACAAGAUACACGGAAUUGUAUCCGAAAGAUUGGCAGCUCAACUGGAUGCCUGGGAAGCGCGACCACCUAUACCUUCCCAGACAUUCCGUCACAUCUCGCGUCACCUGGUGAAACUACACGAGGCCAUCGCCGGAGUGCUGCCGGAGGCACAGAUACACGAAAUCUACGGCGUUGUCCAUCGAAACUUCAAGGACAAGCUGCGGGAACAACUGCUCAAGUUGAAUGUGAACAACAAUGGGGGACCGCAGCACGGGGUGGUGACAUCAGAGCUGACCUUCUACAUGGAGACGCUGCGCACACUGAAAGCUCUGCCCGCCGAGCAGCUAGACAACGGGAUUCUGGAGGAGAUCUGGCUCUACUGAGCAGUAUUCCGAAGUAUUCCACAUGGUUGCCGUGGCAUUCCUCCGACCGCCCAGCCGCGUUCGUCUUCAUUGUUUGUUAUCCUUGUUUUAUUUAUACAAUAUCGAUUGUCGCGUCCAUUCUGUCCACUUUGUUUGCCACUGUACAUUGCUUGUACUUUUAUGUUCCGACCUUUAGCAAAAGCAAAUUGGUAAUGCAUCUCUUUUGUUGCGCACUUCUUACACUUAAGCUUAAAGUCAAUGAAAAGGCUUAUGAUUAAAGAAUAGAAAAUAAUCAAAAAA
Drosophila yakuba is the source of this 3392-nucleotide messenger RNA. RefSeq names its product vacuolar protein sorting-associated protein 54 (gene scat). The record is from RefSeq and is a predicted model, not a curated record. Gene Ontology annotation, molecular function: syntaxin binding. Gene Ontology annotation, cellular component: GARP complex. The coding region runs from base 291 to 3113 and encodes 940 amino acids. The transcript is spliced from 2 exons. Lineage: Eukaryota; Metazoa; Arthropoda; Insecta; Diptera; Drosophilidae. Gene Ontology annotation, biological process: Golgi to vacuole transport; retrograde transport, endosome to Golgi.